GGAGAAAAAUGGGUCAUGGAAGCAGGCACCAACAUGGGAAUAUAACAAUGGAUCAGAGCUCCUUAAUCAGCAGCCACUGCGGUUGACACCUUUAUGUGAAGACUCUGUUAAGACUACGACUCUUAAGGGGCGUAAAACAAGCAAGGCUUUCAUCUCAAGUUCUGAAUUGUGGCAAUAAGUGCAGAGUACAUGUAGUGUACAUACCCCACACCCCUGCUGAUCGGGAGCUAAGGUGGGCCUCGGGCUCAGACCAAAGGACAUCUAACAGUCGCCGCGACAGCUGUUCUUACACAGACUUCCGCUUUCUAUAAACAGCAAAUACCUUCGAAUGAGCCCGAGUCCGAGUUCGAGUUACUAAAAAGCUGGUUUAUCGACAAUGGAUCAGAGGAACAGUCUUUUCUCAAAGGGACCACCCCGCGGCGGAGUUGGCCUCCCCGGCCGCCAGGUUCAACGACAGCCGCCUGGUGGUGAUCCUGGCGCCUCUUUCGGCAGUCCUCGUCAACCGAUGGCGGCUCCGGGAGGUGGCUACGAGAGCCAAAGGAACUACGGCAACUACGGCGCACCGUCUCCGGGGAUGACCCCCGCAAACCAACGAAUGCCCGGCGGGCCCGGCGGCUAUGCCGAGAAACCCCCAGUGACCCGAGGCCGGCCCGUCGGCCUGAGGCUGCAGAAAAUAGCAGACAAGACGCUGCAGGAGAGGUACAUCUUUGGCAACGUGUGCGCAGUUUCUACCAACGACUUCCCCCCGAACCGCGAUGGCUCCGACGUUCCUAUACGCAUCACCGGAAACAUGAUACGCGGCGACUAUGUUGUCAUGGGCAGGCCGACUCCCGGCUUCCCAGACGGAUGUAUAAGCAUGUCGGAUCCCCAGCGGUCAUGGUGUGGGAUUGGAAUGAUGGACGAGAUCAUCGGAGAGGCAUACGAUCCCUUCAGCCAGGGCGGGGCUGUAUACAUUGGAUCCAUGGAUGUGGAGGUUGGGUUUGCGUCGAAGACGAAGAUCGUCGAUGCUCCGUACGACCAAGACAUGCUUACCAGCGUUUUCAACAAAAACUUCGAGAACCAGGUUCUCGCUCCACAAGAGAGGAUUCUCAUGGACGUCAGCAACAUCCCCCUCCUGAUCAAGGUCAAGACCAUCACGUUGGUCGAUCUUGCCAUGACGGGCGGUGAUGCCGCCACCCGGACUGACGGCAGCGCGCGAGGCAUCAUCACCAGCCAGACUAGGAUAAACUUCUACAAGGAUGCGGCCUCACCCAUCAAACUGAAGGGUUCAACCAAGCGGGCGGCCGCGAAUGCCAUUAUUUCCCCAGAUUUCAAGUUCGAGGACAUGGGCAUUGGUGGGUUGGACACUGAGUUCAGCACCAUCUUCAGACGAGCCUUUGCCUCGCGCAUCUUCCCUCCGGGCAUCAUUGACAAGCUGGGGAUAAUGCACGUGAAGGGAAUGCUGCUCUACGGCCCUCCGGGAACAGGAAAGACGCUGAUUGCCAGGCAAAUCGGGAAGAUGCUCAACGCGAGAGAACCGAAGGUCAUUAACGGCCCAGAGGUGUUGAACAAGUACGUGGGACAGUCAGAAGAGAACAUCCGGAAGCUCUUCGCAGACGCCGAGAAGGAGUACAAGGAGAAGGGCGAGGAGAGCGGCCUCCACAUCAUCAUCUUCGACGAGCUGGAUGCCGUAUGCAAGCAGAGAGGCUCCGGAGCUGGUGGCGGGACAGGAGUGGGAGACAGCGUCGUGAACCAGCUUCUCGCCAAGUUGGACGGUGUUGACCAACUCAAUAACAUACUCCUGAUCGGAAUGACAAACCGCAAAGACAUGAUCGACGAUGCCCUGCUCAGGCCCGGACGGUUGGAGGUGCAAAUCGAGAUCAGCCUUCCUGACGAGAAGGGCAGGCAGCAGAUCCUGAGAAUUCAUACUGCUAAGAUGAAGGAUAAUAAUGUCAUGGAAGCCGAUGUCAACCUUGACGAGCUGGCCUUGUCGACUAAGAAUUUCUCGGGUGCCGAGCUGAGCGGUCUGGUCAAGUCGGCCACCUCGUUUGCCUUCAACCGUCAUAUCAAAGUCGGUACCAUGGCCGGUGUCGCCGACGACGUCGCCAACAUGAAGGUCAACCGGGAGGACUUCCUCAACGCCCUCGCAGAAGUCAAGCCCGCCUUUGGCGUGGCCGAGGAGGAACUCGAAGAAGCUCUUGUCUACGGAAUUAUUCACUUCAGCCCCAACAUCCAGUCGAUCAUCAACGACGGUCUCAUCUAUGUUGAGAACGUCCGGCAGGUCGAGCGACUAAAGCACCUGUCCGUCCUCCUCCAUGGGCCGGCUGCGUCGGGCAAGACGGCCUUGGCGGCGCACAUCGCCAUGAAGUCGGAUUACCCCUUCGUCAAACUGGUCACCCCUCAGGCCCUGGUUGGCUUCAGGGACGAAUCUGCCAAGAAGGAUUACCUGCACAAGGUCUUCACGGAUGCCUACAAGUCCCCGCUCAGCAUCUUGAUCCUGGAUAACAUUGAGCGCAUCAUCGAAUGGAACCCGGUUGGUCCGCGGUUGUCCAACACGAUCCUGCAAGCGCUCAUCACCCUGCUGCAGGCGCCCCCGCCAAAGGGCCACCGCCUCCUCAUCCUGGCGACGACGUCCCAGCGCAGCGUGCUCGACCAGCUCGACGUGACGGGGGCGUUCGACAGUGAGAUCCCCGUCCCCGCGGUGCGCGACCUGCGCGAGCUGUCGGCCGUGCUCGGGGACGCGGGCAUGUUCGACUCGUCGGCGGACCUCACCGAGGCGCUCAACAGCAUACAGUCGUACAACAACUCGGAGGCCGUCGGCGUGGGCAUCAAGACGGUGCUGACCAUCGCCGAGUCGGCCAGGCUCGCGGGUGGCGACCCGGGCCAGUGGUUCGCGGAGCAGCUGUGCGGCCAGAUCCAGAGGUACAACCCUAGGGUGUGAGUGAGCUGGCUAGAUAAGGGGGGGUGGCUGUGGACUAUGGACUAUGGAGCGUGCGUGUGUGUGUGUGUGGUCUUGUCAUCAACGGGAGCAAGCAUAGAUUUCUCUUACUGUACGAACUACGGAAUAUAUCGAAUGGUCAGGUGCUUCUUUUGAGCUGUGGCUUCAGUAUCUGGUUUUGAUCACGCUAUAUAUUUUCGUUGCCCAAUUGAACUGCCUAGAGAUUCCCAAUCA
This is a messenger RNA of Phialemonium atrogriseum, 3151 nucleotides long. RefSeq names its product AAA-domain-containing protein. Lineage: Eukaryota; Fungi; Ascomycota; Sordariomycetes; Cephalothecales; Cephalothecaceae. The record is from RefSeq and is a predicted model, not a curated record. Gene Ontology annotation, cellular component: Golgi stack. Gene Ontology annotation, molecular function: ATP hydrolysis activity; ATP binding. Gene Ontology annotation, biological process: intra-Golgi vesicle-mediated transport; Golgi to plasma membrane protein transport; SNARE complex disassembly. The transcript is spliced from 2 exons. Bases 377 to 2920 code for a protein of 847 amino acids.